GCGCGCUAAAGAGUGAGAGUGAUACAGUGAUGUAUCUGGCUACGUUAGCUAACUGAGAAGCUGCUGUAACACUAAAGAUUUCUCAACUCUUUAAAAGUACAUGUCAGACUUUAUCAACAUAGUUAAGACCCAUUAGAUUUCGUGUAACAAAAAGCGACCCCUACUAGUGAACUUGUCAUGACAGCACUGGAAAGUCAGAGUGGAAGAGGAGGGCUAAUUUUUGGUCCCCCAGGCAUACAUGAAGAUGAAGAAGAGGAGGAAGACUCACCUGUGGUUUUACUGAGUGUUUUAGCCCAGCAGGGACAGGUAGGCCUCUGCUUCUAUGACAGUAAGGACUCCUCGUUACACUACAUGAGCGACACCCCUGACAACUAUGAGCUCCACUUGUUGGCCAGAGUCAUCCAGGAGGUUUCUCCUCAUGUAAUGGUUACCAGUGCAAAGCAGGAGCGCUGCAUGACACGAUUCCUACAUCAACUUGGUUCAAACCCAGACUACAAACCAGAGGUGGUUACUUAUCCAUAUGUUGACUUUGGCCUGGAGGUGGGUAAGCAGAGGCUGCUUUCUGCCCAUCUGCCUUUCCUUCCUGCCUCCAUUUCUGAAAGCGAGAAAAUGUCCUACCUCUCCUCCUGUAUCUCCUUUGACUCACCCCUGAUGCUGAGGGCAGUGGGUGCUCUUCUGAAAUGUCUGGACAGGAGGAGAGUGGGAGUGGAGCUGGAAGACAGCAGUGUUGGAGUUCCUAUCCUACAGUUCCACGCCUACACACUUAACGGUGUUGUUUGCAUUGACCGAGACACCUAUAGUGUACUGCAGAUAUUCAAAUCAGAACUUCACCCAUCAGUGUACAAGCUGCAUUCUGGUGAAAAGGAAGGACUCAGUCUUUAUGGGAUACUGAACCGCUGCAGGUGCAAGUUUGGCUCAAAACUGCUACGCCAGUGGUUUCUGCGGCCAACGCAGGACCUGGCCGUCUUACACAGGAGACAGGAAGUGAUACGCUUCUUCACGUCACCGCGAAACUCUGACGCCCUGAGCACCCUACAGUCCUCGCUACGCAACAUCAGUAACAUACCAACGCUUUUGCGCAGGAUGUCUCUCUCUAACACCAAAGUGACCAACUGGCAGAGUCUCUACAAGACAUUGUACAAUGCGGUGUGUAUCAGGGACACGGUGCGACACCUGCCUCAGUCCGUUCAGCUCUUUCGUGAUAUCAGUGAAAGGUUCUCUGAUGACAUCCACUACAUUGCCUCCCUCAUCAGCCGAGUUGUGGAUUUUGAAGCCAGUGUAGCUGAGAACCGCUUCACCAUUAAACCAAAUGUGGACCCAGCAAUUGAUGAGAAAAAGAGGAGGAUGAUGGGGCUGUCCAACUUCUUGACAGAUGUAGCCAGAAGAGAGCUAGAACACCUAGACGCUCGCAUACCCUCCUGCUGUGUCAUCUACAUCCCCCUGAUUGGAUUCCUGCUGUCUGUCCCUCGCCUGCCCAGCAUGGUGGAGAGAGAGGAUUUUGAGAUAGAGGGGCUUGAUUUUAUGUUUCUGUCAGAGGAACGUCUGCACUACCGCAGUCAGAGGACCAAGGAGCUAGACGACCUCCUCGGAGACUUGCACUGUGACAUUAGAGACAUGGAGACGGCAGUAAUGACACAGUUGCAGAAAACAAUCCUCGAGAGGAGCAACUCCCUUUACACGGUUCUGGAUCUCAUUGCUGAGCUGGACUGUCUGAUGGCCAUGAGCGGCGCCUCCCAAGAGUACGGCUACACCUCGCCCAAACUAGCCAAUCACAGGAGGAUAACAGUUACACAGGGCAGACAUCCGCUGUUAGAGCUGUGCUCUCCUGUGUUUGUGGCCAACUCCUUCCAGAGCUCAGAGUCGCAGGGCAGAGUCAAGAUUGUCACUGGCCCCAACUCGUCGGGCAAGAGCAUCUAUCUCAAACAGGUGGGUCUGAUCGUGUUCAUGGCUCUGAUUGGCUCAGAUGUGCCCGCAAAGGAGGCAGAGAUCGGUCUGGUGGAUGGGAUCUUUACCCGCAUGCAGAGUAGAGAAUCUGUAUCUGUGGGCCUCAGCACCUUCAUGAUUGACCUCAACCAGAUGGCCCAGGCUCUCAACAGCAGUACUGGCAACUCGUUAGUUCUCAUCGAUGAAUUUGGAAAAGGAACUAACACAGUGGACGGACUCUCUCUGCUGGCUGCGUCGAUAUCUCAUUGGCUGAGAAAAGCUCCGGUGGAUUUACCUCAUGUCCUGUUGGCUACGAAUUUUCACAGCUUGCUGCAGCUGGGCCUGCUACCUUCCUCUGGAUUGCUGUCUCUUCUGACUCUAGAGACUGCGGUGGACGGAGAUGAGUUGGUGUUUCUGUACCAACUGAAGGAAGGGAUCUGCCAGUCUAGCUAUGCUGCCAACAUUGCUACACUGGCAGGCUUGCCAACCAGCCUUGUACAGAGAGGAGUGGAGGUUUCUGAACUGUACAGGACGGGAAGGUCUGUCAAACGCAUUGACAACUCCUCGUCCGAUGAGCAGGCAAACAGGUGCAGGUCUGUGGUGGAGAAGUUCCUGAGCCUCGACCUGGAGGACAAAGAUUUGAACCUUCAGCACUUCUUGAAAGAAGAGCUCCUGCCCUCUGCUGGGGAGCUGCUGAACCGCAGCUGAACUGCUCUCUGGCAACUGCAAACACAUUUCUACAGCUCUGUGUCUUAUCCAGCCCACCUGCCUUCCCUCGCCCCGUGUAGCAGCGCUCCCCAAGGCUGCAGUUGGUUUCGGUGGUGUAGCAGGCAUCCCAGAAGCCCAGGUCACAACGGAAACACUUGAGUGACUCCUCCUCUUCUACCAAUCCCACCGACUCCAUGAGCUGCUCGAGCUGCUCGUCCUCCUCACCUGAGCCCAAGGAACACCACCGAGACAGGACAGUUUGAUACCAGACACAAUAAAAGAAGCUUUAUUUAUUUUACUUGACCAUUUCAUUUAAUUCAACUGAGAGUGAAAUUUGCAAGGAAGACCUGACCCAGACUGUAGACAGCUGCAGACAAAACUCAUCAAAACUCAGGCACCAUUAGGAACAGAUAAUGUUAAAAAAGAAAAAUAAGCAAAGAGCAGCGCUUAUACCAGUACAGAUGUCAGAUGAAUGGAUCAAAGGCUUUGGAUUAUUCAGAUUUGGAGGCAUUUAUGUAAUAGCUUGUUGGAUAUAUUCAUUAUUCAGAGGGUGCUGAACGUGUGAAGUGUUUGAGCGCUGUUGAAGGACAUCAAGCCAAAACUGAUGAGCCACAUUCUGCCGAGCACUUAAGCAGCUCAGAAAUAUUUUGUUUAUUCUGCAGCAGUCUGGAAUUUGUUUCUUCGAGUGGAUGACUUGUGUUAUUCAGGGAGUGCUCCAAGUCUUCGGGCUGCAUCGUGUUUUUAUUAACCAGACAGAUACUGGAAUUAAUAGAAAGAGCUGGCUGCAGAACGUGGGCA
Molecule: messenger RNA, 3429 nt
Organism: Acanthopagrus latus (yellowfin seabream)
Lineage: Eukaryota; Metazoa; Chordata; Actinopteri; Spariformes; Sparidae
Gene: msh5
Product: mutS homolog 5
Exons: 27
Coding region: 178-2631 (817 amino acids)
Biological process (GO): chiasma assembly; mismatch repair
Cellular component (GO): nucleus
Molecular function (GO): ATP binding; ATP-dependent DNA damage sensor activity; mismatched DNA binding
Source: RefSeq, a predicted model, not a curated record